AUGCGUUCGUCUAUACUUUCGUAUCUCGGAGUAACACUCCUUCUUCAGUGCAGUGUGCUUUUGGUGUAUGGCCAAGUGAAGUGCCCAGAAAAACCAUAUCGUGUCGUGUGCUACUUUGCAAGCUGGUCAAACUAUCGCGAUGGAAAUGGAGCAUUCAACAUCAGCUACAUCGUGCCGGAUCAUUGCACGCACCUGGUGUACACGUUUGCCGGUCUUAACAUUGAUGGAGGUGUCGAUUCCCUCGAUUAUCACAACGACAUCAAUGCAAACAAGGGCUACCAACGGAUAAUGGCCCUGAAGGAGGAAAAUCCGUGCCUUAAGGUGUUGCUCGCUAUUGGAGGAUGGAACGAGGGAUCGGAAAAGUAUUCUUUGAUGGCAGAGCAGGAAAAAUAUCGAGAAGCAUUCGCCGAUCAAUCGCUCCGCUAUCUGGUUCACUUUGGUUUCGACGGGUUAGAUCUCGAUUGGGAGUAUCCAACAAUGCGCAAUGGCAUCCCAGAGGAUCGAGAAAACUUUGUGCUGCUCGUGCAGACGUUGCGUAGAAAGUAUGCCCCACGACGGAAGCUGCUAACGGCGGCAAUCAGUGCCUCGAAGCAGAUCCUUCAGGCUGGCUACGAUCUACCGCGUCUGUGUGAGGAGUUGGAUUUCGUAAAUGUCAUGACGUACGAUUAUGCUGACGGCAAGAAGGCAUCCCUUAAUGCGCCACUGUACGGUGACUACAGCACCACCGGGGAAACCAUUGAUUCCACCAUUUCCUACCUCAGCAAGAGUGGCUGUCCGAUGGCAAAGGUUACGUUCGGUAUAACGACUCACGCCAAAACGUACACUGUCACUCCGGGGCGUCUGAUGGCACCGGGCAUUGCAGCAAUCGGACCGGGACAACCGGGUCCCUACACUCGCGCCGCGGGAUCCCUGGGCUAUAACGAGGUGUGCGAAAUGUUGAAACCAAACCGUACGGCUACCACUGGGCCACAGUGGGUGGUGAAGGCGUUGGCACAGAGUGCCGUCAAGUACGCGUACCGGGAGGAUCAGUGGAUGACGUUCGAUGGCAUCGAAACGAUCACGACGAAAGUGAAGUACGCGAUGGACAAAAAGCUGGGUGGCAUCAUGUUUUGGACGAUCGAUACCGAUGACUUUCAGGGUGAUUGCCACGGUGAAGCUUAUCCCCUGCUGAUGACCGCUCUACGCACGCUGGGCUACGUCAAGUAG
Anopheles aquasalis is the source of this 1206-nucleotide messenger RNA. Its product is annotated as probable chitinase 2. The record is from RefSeq and is a predicted model, not a curated record. Gene Ontology annotation, cellular component: extracellular region. Gene Ontology annotation, molecular function: chitin binding; chitinase activity. Lineage: Eukaryota; Metazoa; Arthropoda; Insecta; Diptera; Culicidae. Gene Ontology annotation, biological process: chitin catabolic process; carbohydrate metabolic process.